GGAUUGGCAAGGAGUUUGGAGGCGCAUCUGCACAAUUGCAUGAAGCAAACGACAGGGCUUGAAUGCACUGGAAUACUGGGCGCAAUGGGAACAACGAGGUAGCGCCAGACAGCCAAACACCCACCGCAGUCGACCGGCCCUGAGCGCCGUUGAUCUCGUGAGCCAUGGAGGACGACGACGACAAAUACGCCCGCUACGCACACGUGCCCAUUCCCUCUUACGAAGACGCCAUCAACCGCCCCAGUUCGUCCCAAAACAUCCGAGAAGCAGAGCGAGAAGGAUUACUAGGUCAAGAUGGCCGAACGAGCACAUAUCGACCCCCUACGGCAGAGUCGCCACGAUCGAGCGAGGACAGCGACCUUCGACUACCCGAAGUGAACGGCGACGAUGACGAUGAACGACGGAGAGUGGAAGAGCUCGACUACCUCGACCCUUCGACACCAGAUCCAGACUCCCGGAGAGCUGGCUUGUACCAUCGCGCUCGAUUACGAAACAAAUUCACACAACACUUGUCCAACCUGGGCGCAACACUCUCUUCCAUUCGAUUACCUUCCUUUCGAUCAUUAUAUUCCCCUGUACAAUCACCGCCGGACGAGGAUCGCGACAACAGCAACGAAAAUGACACCCCAGCUGAGCCUCCCCAACGAAUGGCCUGGCUCUACCGACCACUUCCUUCCAUUCCCGAUCAAUAUCGCAUGGGCGCAGCAACUGCAGCACGACUAUGCGGCCUCAUGUCUAUUGCAAUCCUAAUUUACGUUCUCUUCAUACUGGACAUCUUCCCCAAUGGAGGACGAUAUCUGGGCACUCGCUUCGAUCCGGAAUCCGUACGCGCAUAUGUGCAGGACAAUGUGGACGCUGGGCGAAUAGAGGAAUACCUAUACCACAUCACGGGCUACGAUCACGUAGCGGGAACAGAAGGAGAUCUUUACAUGGCAGAGUGGAUGAAGGAGAAGUGGAGGGAAGAGGGGUAUUUGGACGACCUGAGUCUCAAGAGCUACUAUGUCUAUCUCAACUAUCCAACACAAGAUGGGAGGAGCGUCGAGAUCGUAGAGCCGAAAGGGAAAAGGUGGAAGGCCAAAUUGGAAGAAGAAAGAGCAGAUCCGGUCAAGCAACAAACGUGGGCGUGGCAUGGCCACAGCAAGAAUGGCCUGGCACAAGGGCAUCUGAUCUACGCAAAUGGAGGCAACAGGGAAGAUUUUGCGUGGCUUCGAGAGCAAGGAGUCUCGCUGAACGGCAGUAUCGCGCUGAUGCGGUAUUACAGCACGCAAGGAGAUCGGGCGCUUAAGGUCAAGGCUGCGGAAGAGGCUGGAUGUGUCGGGGCUUUGAUCUACUCAGAUCCUGCAGAUGAUGGGUCAGCGAGAGGACCGGUCUGGCCAGAUGGACCUUGGAGACCGGAGGACAGCUUGCAGAGGGGAGGUGUCAGCUUGAUGAGCUGGGUUGCGGGCGAUCCUCUCACACCUGGCUUUGCGAGCACAUUGGACGCCAAACAGCACAGCCACGAGAAUAAUCCAGGACUAGUAAACAUCCCCUCAUUACCUCUAGCUUGGCGAGAUGCGAAAGUCCUGAUCGAAUCCUUAUCUGGACAUGGCGUUCGAGUGCCGAAGGAAUGGGUAGGAGGAGAUCAGGGCUUCACCAAGGAGUGGUUCUCUGGAGCUGCCACAUCUGCGUCUGCCGAUGCCCCUGUUGUGAAUCUCAAGAACCACAACGAUGAGAACGACAAACAGCAGAUCUGGAACCUACAUGGCACGAUUGAAGGUCUAGAACAGCCGGAGAAAAAGAUCAUCGUUGGCAACCAUCGCGACAGCUGGUGCUUCGGCUCUGUGGAUCCUGGCAGUGGUAGUGCGGUCUUGAUGGAGAUAGUGCGAAUCUUUGGUGCUCUGCGAAAGCUGGGAUGGCGGCCUUUGCGUACCAUCGAGUUCGUCAGCUGGGACGCCGAGGAGUACAAUCUGGUAGGCAGUACCGAGUAUGUGGAAGACAAUAUGGAUGCACUUCGAGACAACGCUGUGGCAUAUCUGAAUGUCGAUGUUGGAGUGUACGGCCCGGAUCCGGUCUUUCGAGCUGCAGGUUCUCCCGUCUGGCAAAGGAGUCUUCUCCAUGUGCUAGAUCGAGUAGGCACACCAGAUGGCCAAGCCACGAUACGGCAGAUCUGGGACGACAGACAGUCGAAGCUCGAAGGUCUUGGGGCGGGAAGCGAUUAUGUUGCGUUUCAAGACAUGGCUGGCACGUCUUCAAUCGACUUUGGGUUCGAGGGCGCGACCUACGGCUACCCAUACCACUCAUGCUACGAAACAUUCGACUGGAUGAAGAAGUUCGGCGAUCCUGAAUUCGGCUGGCAUCGAACACUCGCUCAGAUCUGGGCGUUGCUCAUUUUGGAAGUGGCUGAUCGGCCAAUCGUUCCCUUUGAUCUGAAGAGCUACGCUGAUGCGCUGGGAGGGCCGUAUCUUGACAAUUUACAGCAGUACGCGGCUUCCCAGAUCAAGAAGUUGGGAGGUAAGCGAGAUGGCACCCAACUCGACAUCACUCCUCUCAAGCAAGCUGCGCAGCAUCUGAAAGAAGUCGCGGACGAGUUCCACAAAUUCGAGGACAUCUGGACGACAAAUGUUCUUGGAACGGGUGGACUGGAAAGCACCAACUAUGCCAUGCGAAGGCUGGAGUACAACGAUGCGCUAUCGAAAUUCGAGACAGAUUUGCUCGAUAUCUCCAGAUCCUCCAAAGACGAAGAACAACACGGCGUACCAGGUCGAGAACAAUUCAAGCAUGUAGUGUUUGGGCCCCAGGCCUGGAGUGGAUACGAUGAGGCCUACUUUCCCGCUGUCAGAGAUGCGUUAGACGCAGGUGACUGGAAGCUCGCGCAGGAUCAGGUCCUGAAGGCCGCGCGAAUCUUGCAACGCGCAAUAGAUCAGUUGGAAAACAAGAAAAAGAAGAUGAUGAUGCAUUGAGGAGGCUAGCGUGCGCUUGAAAGCGCGACUUUCGUACCUUGUGUUGUAUAUUGGCUUGAUUGUACCUGUCGUCUAGCAUGGCGUUCGGAGCGAGAGGAUUCGUUGUUUGCAGUGGAUUGCAUUCUAUGCAUGGCGAGGCGCGGUGCUGAGAGCUCUUUCGGAGUAGCUAUUCGUUUUCAAUGAAAGAACUGUAUUAUUCCUG
This is a messenger RNA of Cercospora beticola, 3141 nucleotides long. RefSeq names its product M28 family metallopeptidase. The record is from RefSeq and is a predicted model, not a curated record. Lineage: Eukaryota; Fungi; Ascomycota; Dothideomycetes; Mycosphaerellales; Mycosphaerellaceae. Gene Ontology annotation, molecular function: carboxypeptidase activity.